GAUAAACAAGGAGGCGCUGCCUCUGCUUCUCUUUCUCCCCCCACGUCGCCGGCGGAAAGUGGUUUCUCCCGACGCCUGCCGGGCGGGCCGAUUCCAGGAAGCCGGGGGGAGGAGGCGCUUCCAGAGAGCGACCGGGAGGAGGCGUGGCCACCCCUCCGGAGGCGAGCGUGGCACGGCCCACAGCGGCGGCCGGAGCGGGGCGGGCGAGACCAAGGGGGCGCCGCGGGGGGAGGCGAGCGGAAAAGCCGGGGACGGAGGCGCUGCGGCGGGAGAAGCGCUAAAAUGGCGUCGGCCGGGCCCGAGUCCGGGGGGAGCAGCAGCAGCAGCAGCGGAGCCGCCACGGCCUUUAGCUUCCUCUGCUGCUCCGUGAUGCCCUCUCGAAGACGUAGAUGUAUGGGGGCGCCCUCAGCCGGGACCUUCAAAAAGUCCUUGGAGGUGCCAGGCUCCUCCGGGCACGGGUCCUCGCAGACCAUCAAGAAAGGCCACCGGAGCGUGGAUUCCAGCGGAGAGACCACCUACAAGAAGACGACUUCCUCGGCUCUCAAAGGUGCCAUCCAGCUGGGCAUCACCCACACGGUGGGCAGCCUCAGCACCAAGCCGGAGCGGGACGUCCUGAUGCAGGAUUUCUACGUGGUGGAGAGCAUCUUCUUCCCCGGCGAAGGCAGCAACCUGACCCCGGCCCACCACUACAACGACUUCCGCUUCAAGACUUACGCCCCCGUGGCCUUCCGCUACUUCCGGGAGCUUUUUGGCAUCCGGCCAGACGACUACUUGUGUUCCCUCUGCAGCGAGCCCCUCAUUGAGCUCUCCAACUCCGGCGCCAGCGGCUCCAUCUUCUACGUCUCCAGCGACGACGAAUUCAUCAUCAAGACCGUCCAGCACAAGGAAGCUGAGUUUCUGCAGAAGCUGCUGCCGGGAUACUACAUGAACCUGAACCAGAACCCCCGGACGCUGCUGCCCAAGUUCUACGGCCUCUACUGCGUCCAGGCGGGCGGGAAGAACAUCCGCAUCGUAGUGAUGAACAACCUGCUCCCCCGCUCGGUGCGCAUGCACCAGAAGUACGACCUGAAGGGCUCCACCUACAAGCGCCGGGCGUCGCAGAAGGAGCGCGAGAAGGUCUUCCCCACCUACAAGGACCUGGACUUCCUGCAGGACAUCCCCGACGGGCUCUUCCUGGACGCCGACAUGUACAGCGCCCUGUGCAAGACCCUGCAGAGGGACUGCCUGGUCCUUCAGAGCUUCAAGAUCAUGGAUUACAGUCUGCUGGUGGCCGUUCAUAACCUGGAUCUGGCCCAACGGGAACGGGCGGUAGCCGACGGGGCCUCCCUGGCAGACACACGGCGGCCGGCCGGCCAGAGGGCCCUCUACUCCACGGCCAUGGAGGCCAUCCAGGGGGAGGCCCGGCGGGGGGGCACCAUCGAGACGGACGACCAGAUGGGAGGCAUCCCAGCCCGAAACGCCAAGGGGGAGAGGCUGCUUCUGUACGUGGGGAUCAUUGAUGUGCUGCAGUCCUACAGGUUCAUGAAGAAGCUGGAGCACUCCUGGAAAGCCCUGGUUCACGACGGGGAUACGGUCUCGGUUCACCGGCCGAGUUUUUAUGCCGAGAGGUUCCAGCGCUUCAUGUGCCAGGCGGUCUUUAAGAAGAUUCCGCUAAAAUCCUCUCCUUCAAAAAAGAGCCGUUCCGGGAUGGGUCCUCCUCGUCGGCCGGGCCAGACUGGGACCCCCGCCCAGGUGCUAAGCGAGAUGAAAGUCCAGGUCACGAUGGAGGCAGAGAUGGAGCCAGGUUCCCAGCUGGGGCGUCCUGAUCUGCUCCCCCAGACGCCCCCCGUUGAAGAGGCCAACAGCGACUCGGCGGCGACCACCUUGUCCACCUCUUCUCUGGGCAGCCCCGGGCACAGCUCUCCAGCCAAUCGGUCAGUUGCUGUCCCCCAGCAGGGCGGGGAGCGGGCUGGAGAGUCCCUGGAGCCAUUGGGGUGCUUGGACAGCACGGCCAGGGGGCAGAACAGCCUCGUCCACCCUGGCUCUAUGGGGGCAGAAGCGCCCCCACCGGACACCCCCAAGGACCUGGCUGUCUUCCAUCUGGAAAGUGCUUCCCCCAGCCCUUCAGUCACAGGGCAGCCUUCUGAGCUGAUGCAGCAACUUGGAGAUUUGGCCGAAACGGAAAUCAAUUGUAACUACCCCUCCCGGGAUGCCCCGCGCCCUGACCUGCCAAGAAGAGCGACGCUGAUUGGCGGUGGGGCAGCGGCCGGUCGGCCGGAGGGACAGAGGCAGGAAGCAGAGUCGGGGGGCGCCGGUGGGGCGAGCAAAGGGGCCGCGAUGGUGCUGGAGAGCACGAUGGUCUGCGUGGACAACAGCGAGUACAUGCGCAACGGGGACUUCCUGCCCACCCGCCUGCAGGCGCAGCAGGACGCCGUCAACAUCGUCUGCCACUCCAAGACCCGCUCCAACCCCGAGAACAACGUGGGGCUCAUCACGCUGGCCAACAACUGUGAAGUGCUGACCACCCUGACGCCGGACACCGGCCGGAUCUUGUCCAAGCUGCAUUCAGUGCAGCCCAGAGGGAGGAUCACCUUCUGCACCGGCAUCCGAGUGGCUCACCUGGCUCUGAAGCACCGCCAGGGGAAGAAUCACAAAAUGCGCAUCAUUGCCUUUGUUGGGAGCCCGGUGGAAGACAACGAGAAGGAUCUGGUGAAACUGGCCAAGCGGCUGAAGAAGGAGAAAGUGAACGUGGACAUCAUCAACUUUGGAGAAGAGGAGGCCAACACGGACAAGUUGACGGCUUUUAUCAACACCCUGAACGGCAAAGACGGCACCGGUUCCCACCUGGUGACGGUGCCUCCCGGGCCGAGCUUGGCCGAUGCCCUCAUCAGCUCCCCCAUCUUGGCCGGAGAGGGAGGAGCCAUGCUGGGCCUGGGGGCAAGCGACUUUGAGUUCGGCGUGGAUCCCAGCGCCGACCCAGAGCUGGCCUUGGCUCUCCGAGUGUCCAUGGAAGAGCAGCGGCAGCGGCAGGAGGAAGAGGCUCGCAGGGCGGCUGCCGCCUCUGCUGCCGAGGCUGGCAUUCCUGCCACGGGUGGGGAUGAUUCAGACGAUGCUUUGUUGAAAAUGACCAUCGGGCAGCAGGAUUUUGGCCGAGCCGGUCUUCCCGACCUCAGCACCAUGACCGAAGAGGAGCAGAUAGCUUAUGCUAUGCAGAUGUCUCUUCAGGGAGCUGAAUUUGGGCAAGGCGAGUCGGUGGAGGGGGAGAGUUCGGCUGAUAUGGACACGUCAGAACCUGCCAAGGAAGAAGAUGACUAUGAUGUCAUGCAGGAUCCUGAAUUCCUCCAGAGCGUUUUGGAAAACCUGCCAGGGGUGGACCCCAACAAUGAGGCCAUCCGCAAUGCUAUGGGGUCCCUGGCCUCCCAGGCCUCCAAGGAGAACAAGGAGAAAAAGGAGGAAGACAAGAAAUGAGUGUGGGGGGAUGGGGGCGGCCGAGUCCCUCCUCCUCCUUCCAUCCACACACCUCCCCAGGUUGUGUGGCCUGGUAGCGUUCGGUUUCCAUAAUCUUUCUGGGCUUGUCUGUCUGCAGGGACGUGGGGUCCCGGGGGAGGGGUGGGGUCCUUUUCGCAUUUUGCUUCUGGUUCAACAGUUAAUAAAAUCCUUAAAUUUU
Ahaetulla prasina is the source of this 3646-nucleotide messenger RNA. RefSeq names its product putative PIP5K1A and PSMD4-like protein. Lineage: Eukaryota; Metazoa; Chordata; Lepidosauria; Squamata; Colubridae. Gene Ontology annotation, molecular function: phosphatidylinositol kinase activity. The record is from RefSeq and is a predicted model, not a curated record. The transcript is spliced from 26 exons. Gene Ontology annotation, biological process: phosphatidylinositol metabolic process. Bases 283 to 3447 code for a protein of 1054 amino acids.